UUGUGCCGCUGAACCCACGAAUAACGCGACUGAGUCACUUGAAACGUGUAUCAGUCUCUCUUCUCUAAUAUACGAAUUUUAUUUGUUGUAAUUCAAUCGUCCUGCAAAAAUGGCUAUGCAUGUACCUAAAGCACCGGGCGUAGCCCAAAUGUUAAAGGAUGGUGUCAGAUUCCAUUCUGGAUUGGAAGAAGUUGCUUAUCGAAAUAUAGCAGCCUGCAAAACAUUUGCACAAUCUGUGCGAACAGCUUACGGACCAAAUGGAAUGAAUAAAAUGGUCAUCAAUCAUUUAGAAAAGCUUUUUGUUACUAGCGAUGCAGCGACUAUUAUAAAAGAACUGGAUGUUGAACACCCAGCAGCUAAAUUACUGGUGUUAGCUUCUGAAAUGCAAGAAGCAGAAGUUGGUGAUGCCACUAAUUUUGUUAUUAUUCUCGGUGGAUCUUUAUUGGAUAAUGCUGAAGAUUUACUCAGAAUGGGAGUUACUUCUUCAGAAAUUAUUGAAGGAUUUGAAGUAGGUCUUGAAAAAGCAUUAGAAGAACUUCCAAAUUUGGUCAUCUAUAAACCUGAUGAUGUAAGAAAUAUGGAUCAAAUUAAAGCUGCUGUCAAAACUGCCAUCAUGAGUAAACAGUAUGGUAAUGAAGAAUUCAUCACUGAUCUUGUUUGCAAAGCCUGCAUUUCGAUUGUACCUUCGAAUGCACCUAACAAUACAGUAUCUUUCAAUGUUGAUAAUGUCAGAGUAUGUAAAAUUUUGGGCUCUGGACUGUACUCUUCACAGGUUGUUCAAGGAAUGGUCUUCAAGAGACAAGUUGAAGGUGAUGUGACAAAGGUUUUGAAUGCUAAAGUAGCAGUCUAUACAUGUGCUGUUGACAUUAGUCAAACUGAAACAAAGGGUACUGUUUUGAUCAAAAGUGCCGACGAAUUAAUGAACUUUUCGCGGGGCGAAGAAUCGUUAUUGGAAAAUCAAAUAAAAGCAAUCGCUGAUAGUGGAGCUACUGUUGUUGUAUCUGGAGGUAAAUUCGGAGACAUGGCAUUAUAUUAUGCUAAUAAGUAUAAUCUUAUGGCCGUGCGAAUUCCUAGCAAAUUUGAUUUGAGACGACUUUGUAAAGCUGUAGGAGCAACAGCUCUACCCAAACUAACUCCACCAACAAAAGAAGAAUUGGGAUAUUGCGAUACCGUUCAUGUUGAUGAGCUUGGAGACACCAACGUUGUUGUGUUCAAGCUUGAAAAUCAAGAAAGCCGUAUAAGCACGGUUAUUAUUCGUGGAUCUACUGAUAAUUACAUGGAUGACAUUGAAAGAGCCAUCGACGACGGUGUCAAUACUUACAAAGCUCUUACUCGCGACGGUCGUUGCGUCCCAGGAGCUGGAGCAACUGAAAUCGAAUUGGCCACAAAAUUAAUGUCCUAUGCCGAAACCUUACCUGGAUUGGAGCAAUAUGCUGUCAAGAAAUUUGCCACAGCUCUGGAAACUUUCCCUAAAACGUUAGCAGAAAACAAUGGAAUGAAAGCUACUGAAAUCAUAUCGAAAUUGUAUGCAGCGCAUAAGAGUGGCCAAAUUAAUCAUGGAUUUGACAUUGAAGGAUCUCCGGCUGCCUUGAUUGACGCUAAAGAAGCUGGUAUUCUUGAUCUUUACUUGACCAAAUUCUGGGGUCUCAAGUAUGCUGUUAAUGCAGCUUGCACUAUUUUGAAAAUUGACCAGAUUAUUAUGGCGAAACGAGCCGGUGGACCAAAACUCAAAAAACCAUCAGCUAACAGUGACGACGAAUCAUAAGAUAUGUUUAUUGAUACAUUUUUUCCUGAGCCCAGUUUGUUUUCUGAGCACUAUAGAUUUUUUUACUAAAAUAAAAGAAUAUUAAACAUAA
This is a messenger RNA of Trichogramma pretiosum, 1856 nucleotides long. It is a transcript of the gene CCT8, whose product is annotated as T-complex protein 1 subunit theta. Gene Ontology annotation, biological process: protein folding. The transcript has 6 exons. The record is from RefSeq and is a predicted model, not a curated record. Bases 110 to 1765 code for a protein of 551 amino acids. Gene Ontology annotation, cellular component: chaperonin-containing T-complex. Gene Ontology annotation, molecular function: ATP-dependent protein folding chaperone; ATP binding; ATP hydrolysis activity. NCBI's taxonomy places the organism in Eukaryota, Metazoa, Arthropoda, Insecta, Hymenoptera, Trichogrammatidae.